ACGAGAACGCCUAUCUAUCUACGCGUCUGUGGUCUCAGGUUAAGUGUACAACGUGUACCUACGCAUCGGUAACGUUGGAAGUGACAGGAGGAAAUAGUGAAUGGAUAUUAUAGGCACGAAAGCUGGGCAAAGGUUCCCAUUGCUCGGUAGGUUUGUCUGAGCUGCUCAUCUGUACUGAUAGUGCAGUAUUGACUACAAAAAGUGACACGCAACGACAGUGUCAUAAACUCUCGUAUUUGAGUUAACGUUCAGUGCGGCAGAUGCGUAGCUUAGCGUGACACUUUUCCCUGUGGACAGCGUGUAAAUAAUUCGUCAACGAUGCAGCAGAAAAAAGUGACCCUAAACAAGGACCUGCUACGCGAAAGGGAGAGGUGCACGUUCGAUCCUGAGGAAUUAACUUAUAUAUUGGAUGGCAGCCCACAGAAGACCCAUGAACGUCGCGAACGAGAACAAUAUUUCCUAAGUGAUCCAGAACUGCAGGAUAAAGUACCAAUGAGAUACAAGAGCCAUAAAGAGAUUUACGAGGAUGCAGUUAGAAAAGCUUGCAAGGUUCUGGAAAAGAUGCGGGAGUUGCAAAAGACAGCAAAUGCUGGAAUGGAUUUGUUCUCACAUGUUUUAGGAGGAAUGUUUGGGUCUGCUAUAUUGAAAGAUGGAAACCCGACAGUAGUUCAUUAUGCCAUGUUUCUCCCUUCUGUCAUGGGGCAGGGAACCACGCAGCAGCAAGAAUAUUGGGUAACCAGAGCUUGGAAUGCCAAUCUUGUUGGAACUUAUGCUCAGACUGAACUUGGUCACGGGACAUUUAUCAGAGGUUUAGAAACGACAGCAACUUACGAUCCUAAUACAAAAGAAUUUAUAUUAAAUAGUCCAACUUUAACGUCUUAUAAAUGGUGGCCUGGUGGCUUGGGUCAUACUGCAAAUUAUGCAGUAAUAGUUGCACAAUUGUACACGCAAGGGGAAUGCAAAGGUAUUCAUCCAUUCAUCGUGCAAUUAAGAGACGAAGAUACGCACGAACCAUUGCCAGGCAUUAAAAUUGGCGAGAUUGGUACGAAGUUGGGAAUGAACGGAACUAACAACGGCUUUCUCGGGUUCGAGAAUGUCAGAAUACCUCGUGAAAACAUGCUGAUGAGAAAUUCUCAGGUAUUAGAAGAUGGUACAUACGUAAAAGCGUUAAGCGAUAAAUUAAAUUACGGUACAAUGAUGUUCGUUCGAGUAGUACUGGUUUUCGACAUUGCGAGUUACUUAGCGAAAGCAGUCACGAUUGCAACUAGAUACAGCGCAAUUAGACGUCAAUGUCAAAUAAAUCCAGAUGAGCCUGAAGUACAAAUUAUUAAUUACGUAACGCAACAAUACAAAAUAUUUCCCCAUAUAGCUGCGUGCAUAGCGUUUCGACUGGCCGCGAGUUGGAUUUGGGACAUGUAUAAUACAGUAGUUGCCGAGUUGGAUCACGGUGAUUUAGACAAAUUACCCGAGUUGCAUGCUCUGUCGUGUUGCCUUAAAGCUGUUGCAUCUUCGGAUGCAGCCACUGGAGUGGAGCAAGUGCGAUUGGCUUGCGGUGGACAUGGAUACAUGGAUUCCAGCAAUCUUCCAGCGACUUACGGUUUAGUCACUGCUGUCUGUACCUAUGAAGGGGAGAAUACUGUUCUACUGUUACAGACGGCUAGAUAUUUAGUGAAAUCCUGGAAACAGGCCCGCGAAGGUCACAAUUUACCAGAGACGAUACAGUACCUUGCGGUCUUUUCUAAAGGAAUCAAAAAACAAUCUUGGAAGAUUAAUUUGGAUCGCAUUAUCAAGGCUCACCAAGAAGUCGCUGCAGGAAAAAUUCGUUUGGCGACGGAGAAUAUGGAUCGCAGAAUACGCAACGGAGUGUCCCCGGAGGACGCUUGGAACCAAACUAGCAUAGAAUUAUCACGUGGCGCAGAGGCUCAUUGUCGAGCGUUUAUAGUAAUGAGAUUCGCUGAAUCCGUUAAAGAAUUUGUCUCAGUGUCCAAAGAGCUACGCAUUGUUUUGCAAUAUCUCUGUGAGUUGUACGCUGUCUACUGGGUACUGCAACGCCUCGGUGACUUCCUUCAAUUUUCUUCCUUGACAAACGAAGAUGUCCCCUCAGUUCAGGCACGACUAGAAGAAUUAUUGGCAUUGAUCCGUCCAAAUGCCGUAGGUAUCGUCGACGGAUUCGACAUCCGUGACGAGAUCCUUAACUCUGCGUUAGGAGCAUAUGACGGUAACGUUUAUGAACGGUUGUUCGCUGAGGCUAUGAAAAGUCCACUGAAUCAGGAGAGCGUGAACGAGUCUUUUCAUAAAUAUUUGAAACCGUUCCUUAAGAGCAAUUUGUAGUGCAAUUUACCUUUGUGGAUCUCCUUCUGAAUUUCUCUCUAUCUACUCGUAAAGGUUUCAACGAAAUACAGCCACCUGAUCAAAUUACUGCCCUACGUACCUAGCUAUUAAUACUUUGACAAUUCUUCCAUACUUCUUCCGUCAUUUUUAAAUAAUACUUUUCGAAGUACUUGUAAACUCGUGUCACAUGUUGGUACUAAGUCAGUAAGAAUGAUUGAAAUGUUUGUAUUAAAAUCUGUGUUCAAUAUAGUCGUAGCAAGCCAUUUUUUAUCUUUUGAAACAAGAAACUUAUGUUGCCUUACAGUGAAGUUAACGUUAAUAGUUAGUACAGGAACUAACUUAGGUGGCUCGUUACGAUUUACAUCAAAUACUCAUAUCAAAUCGGGGUAUGGUAAUGGUGUAACGUUUAUAAUCGCGAUAAAAAGAGUUCAGAAAUAUAUUUUUCUACGACCUUUGCAGAGUAUUGUAAAUAGUUUGAAAAAAAUCGCAAUAUUGUUAUCGCAAGAAUUGUGAAGGAUUUCCAGAAGUGAUUUUUAUUGUUAAGAGGGAUUUUUUUUUUUAGGAAUGCUUGAACAUUCCGCGAGAAGAAUAUUUUAAAGAUUUUAUAAAGAAAAGAUAUUUUCUAUGUACUUUUUGCAAUUUAAUAAAGUUGUCGACAAGACUGCUCGCAAAUAA
Messenger RNA from Hylaeus volcanicus, 3006 nucleotides. RefSeq names its product probable peroxisomal acyl-coenzyme A oxidase 1. Gene Ontology annotation, cellular component: peroxisome. The transcript is spliced from 11 exons. The record is from RefSeq and is a predicted model, not a curated record. The coding region runs from base 319 to 2331 and encodes 670 amino acids. Gene Ontology annotation, molecular function: FAD binding; acyl-CoA oxidase activity; fatty acid binding. Gene Ontology annotation, biological process: fatty acid beta-oxidation using acyl-CoA oxidase; lipid homeostasis. NCBI's taxonomy places the organism in Eukaryota, Metazoa, Arthropoda, Insecta, Hymenoptera, Colletidae.